AGAUACAAAAUAGUUGAACGUUUGUUUUGUCCCAAACUAGAAUAUCCAAUGUGGGGUGGGUUCAAAAUAUUGCAAUUAUAAUUAUGAAAGUUUAAAAGGAAUACAGCAAAGGUUUCUUUUGUGCAUAAAUAUCAUUAGUAAAUUAAAAAAAAAAACAAGUCCCUAACGAAGAAAAAGAAAACGUGUUUUUAGUUCUGCUUCAAUCAACAGUGCUCAAGUCAUUCACACCAAGCAAGGAUUUAAUUGGGUUGUUAAUCAAUUAAAAUGGAUAAGAUAUUUGGUGCCAAUUUAGAAUUUGUUAGGGAAGAUGAUUACGUAGAAUAUUUCGUAUUUCCUAAAUUGGAUGUUGGCCAACAAGAGCAACAACAGAGCGACGGGAUUGCAGCAGUUCGUAAACAAUUGGAAGAUACACGCACAAAAUGCCUCGAUUUGGUGGAUCGAUUGACAAAGGAACGCAAUUAUAUAUGGCACAAAGAUGAAUUUGAGUUACGUGUACGAACAUGUACCCCGCAGGAAUUAUUGCUGAACGAUGAGUCAACGUCAUCGUCGACGACAACAAAGGAACAGUCUGUGCCUUUGAGCAAAAAUCAACAAGGCCAACAGCAAAAAGAUCAAGUGCCUCCCCAUCUACAUGGCGUUACUCAUUACGGUGACAACAUAGCUGAUGAAUGGUUCAUUGUUUACUUGUUGACCAAGCUCUCGCAGGAGUUUCCCACAAUAGUUGUGCGCGUCAUAGAUGCGGAUGGCGAAUUUCUCUUAAUUGAGGCAGCGGACGUUUUACCGAAAUGGGCAAAUCCCGAUACAUGCGAGCAACGUGUCUAUAUAUGCCAGGGUUAUAUGAACUUAAUACAGAACUCUCCUGCCAAUACGACCAAGCUGUUGUCGGUCUCCGAAGCUGUGGAGAAAAUUCAAAACAACGCUACGCUUUACAAAGUUUCCCCAGAAAUACAGGAUUGUAUUGAGCAAAGAAUGAAAGAAUUCCAAAGCACCGAAAAUGCUGCGCUGCAUCAUCAAAUUGUGCGUCUUCCUCUGGGUGUGGCCAUGCUGCUAAAAAAGAAGCCCUCACUCAUAUCAGCGGCUGUUAGAUCUUUCUGUGAUCGAGAUCCCAUAGAUAUGAAGGCUUGUCGCUCCAUGAGAUAUUUUCCGCCGGAACAGCGAGUGCGAACAAACGUAUGUUUCACCAAAUGUUUGUAUGCCAUGAUUAUGCAUAGCAGCUAUUUGCCCGAUCGUAAUAUUGGCUGGAAUCUGACGGGUAAUCCCAGUUCGGAAGAAUACAAAGAAGACCUGUUGGGCAUUAAGGUGGCAUGUGGUUUUGAAAUAUUAGCAUCUCAAGCGAAAGAUCCAAAUAGUGAUGAAAAAUCUGCAGCCUGGAAAGCCUAUGUUAGAAGUUUACAAGCUAAGGGAUAUUUUAAGGAUAACAUUGAAGGCUCACUCGAAUAUCAGCGAUUGUUGCAAGAAGCCAAAUCAUAUUUUAAUGAUAAUCAAACACGCUUUCGCACAGCUCCCUUGGUGGGAAAGGAUAUAUUGGAACUGCUACGUUCAACUGAGAUAAAUGCUGAAGAACUAAGGGAUGAGGAAAAUAAUUUGAGACCCAGCGAUAGUGACGAUUGGCUUAACAUUAGUGCCGAACAAUUAGAUGCGCUGCUGCUUGAUCGUUAUGGUCCCAAGACUCUGUACAAGGCCAAUGGUGAUAUCAAAUCUGAAGAGUUUACCAAGAAUAUAUCACAAUUUUUGGAAAAGGAAUCAACUUUUGAAGGCGUUGAGAGGGAUUCGGAUGACUACAGUACCGGCGAGGAGGAAAAACAUGCUGAGGAUGAGAAACGCAAAAAAUCUGAGGCAUUCAAGGCCAAAGUCAAAAAGAAUCACUCUAUGCGCCAGGCCGUUCGCAAAAAUCCUGUCAAUUUAAAUAAAUCGAAUGCCUCAAAUGCCACCAAUUCGGAACACGAGGAAAGCUUUACGACUCAAGUUAAAAGCUUUUUGGAUUUUGUGAUUCCCGAAGAUAAAUGGGAUUCAAAUUCCGAAAUGAGCGACUACGAAGACGAAGAAGAUAUGGAACGUAAUUUUGCUGCAAUGCAUGACACUGACAAACACAUUGAUGCCGACAUCAAAGCCUAUAUGGAUCAAAUGGAUCGUGAAUUGGCCAAUACCACUAUCGGCAAAUCAUUUGAUAAAACCAAAACGAAUACCAAAGCGAAAUUGGCAACUGCCGAAGAAUUCGAUGAUAUCGAAGAUUUCGAACCCAUCAACAUAAAUGUCAACACACUGAAGAACAUGAUGGAGAGUUACAAAUCACAAGUCGGAGCCAGUGGACCGGUUUCAAACCUCUUAAGCGCCAUGGGUGCAGGAAUGUCAACAUCAGCAUCAUUGUCACAAGAAGAGACGGAUGAUUUAAAGGAGUCAUCCGUAUAAAUAUGUUGAUGUGUUGUAUGUAGAUUGGCCGUCAUGUGAUUUUUUCUCUUUCAUAUAAAGUAUUUUGCUAAGCAUUUUUUCGUGUCAAACUUACAUGAAACAAUUAAAAUAUAAACAUACACACAUGUAGGUUUUUUAAUAUACUGCAAGUCACAGUUUCAAAUACAGGGUACUUAAGUUAAUGCUCACUCACUUUCUAUGAAUAAAACUCUCUCGCUCUUAAUUUCCAUGCUA
Molecule: messenger RNA, 2643 nt
Organism: Stomoxys calcitrans (stable fly)
Lineage: Eukaryota; Metazoa; Arthropoda; Insecta; Diptera; Muscidae
Gene: ecd
Product: protein ecdysoneless
Exons: 3
Coding region: 265-2409 (714 amino acids)
Cellular component (GO): nucleus
Source: RefSeq, a predicted model, not a curated record